Messenger RNA from Cuscuta campestris, 1579 nucleotides. NCBI's taxonomy places the organism in Eukaryota, Viridiplantae, Streptophyta, Magnoliopsida, Solanales, Convolvulaceae. The record is from the annotation of a GenBank genome assembly.
AAGAUAUGAGAUGGAUUGAGUAGUUCAUAAAGAGUGUAGGGAGAAGAUGGGAUGAGAAGCAUUGCUUCAACCCCUGGAUUUAGAAAAAUCUCAAAAUCUAGAAUUUGUCAUUCUCCUCUUUAUUUACUUCCGAUUUCAAGACUUUGCAAUUUACUCAUUAUACUUUUUAGGAACCUUCUCAUUAAUUUGAACCUUGGAGGACAUUGUUUUCUCAUUCAAAGAACCCUUUUUGUAUGUCUAUAAAGGUUCUAGAUAAAUUCAUUUAAUUAAUAGACACAUGAACAUACUCCAUAGACACGUGAAUAUAUACCUAGCCCGUGCGAAGCACGGGGUAAAAAUUUGUUCACGCAAAAAGACCCAUGUUCCCCAUUCGUUUGAUUUGGUUUAGGGAUAUUAAUUUUAAAUUUUGCAUGUUAUCACUCACAAUUCUAUGUUGAAUUAAGGCAAAGAUAUAAUGCCUCCCUUUGAAGCAAAUCACUCACACAUCACAGAAGGUAAAUAAAUAGGCAAAAACAAACCACAUUUUUGAUGCAUAACUCUGAAUCUAAAGGCAGGUGGAUUCACUGGAUGACGUCCAACACACAAUUAUAAUUUGCGUUUGAGUUUCUUCUAAUUUCUGUUGCAAUGGAGUUACUGGUUUUUCACAUGAGGAGUUCGACCUCGCUACAAUUAAUGGUGUAACGUCAGGUUUGUAAAUUUCCUCCCAAUUACUCGCAAUUAAGAUACAUCAUUAUUUGAGUUUUUCCGCCUGCCCAGGUUGUCAUUUAUUUGAGAUUUUCUACCUGUCUAGGUUGAUUUUCUUCCUUUGUUUGUAAUAUAUAAGGAUGUUCGUGAGAAACAGGUGUGAGCAUAUAGUGAAGCAGAGGUGAGAUACGUAGAAAAAUAAAUUGCAGGUAUUUUUCAUGGAUCCUUUUCUUUCUUUUUGCAUUUUUUUUCAUUUCAAUUUCAUAUUAUACUCUGAGAUUACGAGAAUCUAUUUUCACAUCUCAAAGGUGUUUGACACGAUAAAAGGAAGAGGUGAGUUGAUUUGUUUUCAUCUAUUUAAUACACCACUUAUUACCUAGAUAUUCAACUUUCAUGGAACAAAUUGCAGGUAUUUUUCAUGGAUCCUUUUCUUUCUUUCUUUUGUCAAAUUAUUUUUUGCAAUGCUAAACUUAAAUGUUCUAUUGAAAAAUAAUGCACAUGCCUUCAACAACAUAUUCAUUAUUCUCACUCCCAUUUUUUUUUGCACAGCUGGGUUAUUCCAUUGAGGGGUUGGGAGCAUAUUUGCUAUACAAAGAAUUAAGAGUCUUAGGUUUGCCUAAAUUAUUGGUGAUGAAGUUGGAGGAUGUAUAUACAACUGUUGUUUGCUACACCUUGGUACCAAAAUCUAUACUCAAAUUUUGACCGGGUUGUCCUUUGUUGGAACUACACUUGAGUUUCAUAAGUUUGAAUAUAUCUAAGGAUGUUUUUUGGUUUGUUUGGCUAUUAUAUGACAAUUUUUCCUUUAUUCAUUAUUUUGGGAUGAGAUAAUUGGCGCUGUCGUGUUGUAGUCGUUGGAACACGAGAGUUGGAAUUUGGUUAUAAUGCUGGAUUUUUU